Molecule: messenger RNA, 2709 nt
Organism: Sclerotinia sclerotiorum 1980 UF-70
Lineage: Eukaryota; Fungi; Ascomycota; Leotiomycetes; Helotiales; Sclerotiniaceae
Exons: 6
Coding region: 1-2709 (902 amino acids)
Biological process (GO): cholesterol biosynthetic process
Cellular component (GO): cytoplasm
Molecular function (GO): phosphomevalonate kinase activity; FAD binding
Source: RefSeq, a predicted model, not a curated record
AUGUAUGGUAUGAAUCCCAAGCAUGAAUUCGUACGACGUGCGCUAGAUCUACUUGUUCAAGGUCCAGAAGAUGGAAAAGUAGUUAUUUUUCACCGCGACGAAGCUCUUGAUAUUGACGGAUUGGCUUGCGAGCGAACGGCGAUUUUCCCUACUGCAAUUGUUACUGUGGAAAAUGAUGACGAGAUACUUAAUAAUUUUGUUCCUUUCAUCGGGGGAUACGUCAAGCAGGACGUGGAAUCAGACGAGACUGUUCGGGGCGCGUGGAUAAAAAUAUGUCGCGCCUUAACUUGCAAUGAGGAAACGCGCCAAAGCUACCUCUCAUUCAGCUCACCUCAACGUAUGGUGUCUUUCAAUAGACGUGCGAUCGACUUACCGAAUCAAAACUCACAAUUGGGGCAGAUGAGAACGGAGAGAAAAGUCAAAAACUGGGAAGCUCGCUUGCACCAACCGGCUGAUGUCUUCAAACCAACAACGGUACAACACGUCCAACAGCUUGUCCAAUGGGCUUUAGGGAAUAAAUUUGGACUUACUAUUAUUGGUGGGGGCCACAGUGGUCAUUGUAUGUGGCCCAAUGUUGUUGCUGUCGACAUGGAAGCGUUUAACCAAGUACACAUUAUAAAUUACAGUGACGAUGUAGGCAAAACCGAUACUUACUCCACAUCUAACUAUUUGGUUGUAGCUGAGGCAGGGUGUAAGACUGGAGACAUCGUCCGGAAGGUCACGCCGUUGGGCUUGGCAGUGCCUCUUGGGUCCCGCCCAAGUGUAGGUGCUGGUUUGUGGUUACAAGGUGGCGUUGGUCACCUUACUAGGCUUCACGGACUUGCAUGCGACAAUAUCGUGGGUGCCGUACUUGUCAGCGUUGACAAUGGUCAAGUUGUUUAUGUCGGACAAGUACCAACCGAAUGUGUGCCAGCCGGAGGAGUGCGCUCCAAAGACGAAACGGAUUUGUUAUGGGCAGUAAGAGGAGCUGGAACUAACUUCGGUGUUGUGAUUAGCAUUACUUUCAAGGCUUACCCAGCUCCGACCUAUUCUGUCCGAAACUGGGUAUUCCCAAUGAGGUCCGAAACUUUGGCACGGAAAAGACUUUCCAAUGUCGACUCUAUUGCCAAGAAUCUUCCCCAGAACUGGUCCAUAGACGCAUAUCUCUAUUGGGAUGUAGACCAGUUGCAUCUUGGGGUGACCACGUUUGAAGCUUCCACAACCACACUAGCACCUGAGAUUCCCAAAUUCUUAACCAAUAUCCUGGGUCUAGAGAACAAACAUCAAAUAGUGGACGGAGUCGGUUUGUUCGAGACUGAAAUGUACAUGUCUGGGCUGCACGGCGGACACGGUUCUGGCAAAACCACCUCCUUCAAACGAUGCUUAUUCUUGAAGAACAUUGCACAGGUGCACAUCGUGGAUAUUUUGUUAGCGGCAAUCCAUGCUCGCCCUUCGCCACUCUGUUAUUUUCAUCUACUGCAUGGUGGUGGGUCACUGCAUAAUAUAGCAAGGGAAGCAACAGCUUUCGGCUGUCGUGAUUGGAAUUUUGUCUGUGUUAUAACUGGCGUGUGGCCCUGCGACCAAAAUGGAAUGGAAACUGCUCAAAGUUCUGUACAGUGGGUUUAUGAUGUCGCGAAAAACUUGCUGCCCUUUUGUUGUGGAGUGUACGGCGCCGACCUUGGGCCAGACCCUAGGGACAAAGCAUUGGCAGCUAAAGCUUUUGGGCCAAAUCUUCCACGUCUAGCCCGUCUGAAACGUAUUUUAGAUCCACAUAAUGUGUUAGCGUACGCCUGUACACUACAAGAACCACCGGUGAAACAAAAACUCAUCAUUCUUGUCACGGGUGAUAGCGCAGCCGGUAAAGAUUAUUGUGCUGACGUUUUUGUCUCCAUAAUAACCGCACACCCCUAUAAAGCUUUCACAGCAUAUUCAGCAAGUAUCAGCGAUGUCACCAAGCGAGAAUAUGCGACAGCUACUGGAGCCGAUGCAGAUAGUCUUCUUUCCGAUCGUUCCUACAAGGAGAAACAUCGUCAACCGUUGACUGUAUUCUAUCACGAUCAGGUGGCACAACGGCCUCAACUGCCGAUAGAACACUUCCAGAAUAUUGUUCAUGAGUUUGGCGAUGUUGACGUGUUGUUAAUCACUGGAAUGAGAGACGAAGCACCUGUAGCGACAUUUUCGCACCUCGUACCAGACAGGAGGCUUCUUGAUAUUCGGAUCAAAGCUGGCCAGAAGGUGCGGUCGACUCGCAAAGGGCAAUGUUCCGGCGGUAACAAUAACUAUGAAAAUGAAAAUGCAUGCAGCAAGAGUAAAUUAAACUCAAAAGUCCUACACUAUCGCCCUAGCCUCAUCUUCGACAAUGAAAAGGAUGGAAACGAGGCGGCGAAAACAUUUGCCAAGCAGUAUCUCCUUCCAUUUCUCCACGACGACCUGACGCGACUAGCUAGUAUGGCGGGUGGACUAGCUUUAGUCACCACUCUCCUACAAAACUAUUUCCAUGGUGAAUGGACUAAGGUCGAUAAAUUGGUUUCUUGCGAGGCUGGCGGUCUUUAUGGAGGAGGAAGGAAGAGGGAUAAUGAUUUAGUGGACGAUAUAGAUGAUGAUUUUACCUCCCGCCUUUCCUGUAUCGUUGCACUAUUCCAGAAAUCAAAUGCCGGCAUCACUCAACACAUUUGCUCUCUGCCCUUUGGUUCUUUCCGUUCAAAUGAGGGAGUCGUUGAAAUGGAAUAG